AUGGUUGCUAGGAAUGCAUGGAGGAUUAUUGAAAAUCCUGACUGCCUGCUAGCUUGCACUCUUAAAGCAAGAUAUUUCCCUAAAACUGAUUUUUUGAAUGCUAAGUGUCCUGCUAAUUUUUCUUGGACCUGGAAAUGUCUGCAUGCUAUUAAAGAGCUCAUUAAACCCUUUAUUUCUUGGAUUGUUGGAGAUGGUCAAUUUAUUGAUCCUUGGUGUGACAAAUGGAUUCCUUCUUUAGGAUCUGUUGUGCCUAAUCUCUUGGUUCCUCCAAAUCCAACUAUAAAGGUUUCUUACUUUAUUAAUCUCAUUACUAGAUCUUGGGAUGUAGAUAGAUUAAACACCCACUUUGAUGAUUCUUCUGAAAAGAAGAUUGUCACUAUUCCCUUAAGCCAAAUUCAAGUGUUCACUUGGAAAGCUGCCAGAAAUGCCUUACCUUCUAGAAUUGUCCUUCAUACUAGAAUGCCAAUGAACUCUGUUGAUUGUGCUAGAUGCAAUGAUCCUUAUGAAUCUAUUAUGCAUGCUCUUUUCAUGUGUCCUUUUGCUAGUCGUGUUUGGUUCUUAUCCUCUUUCUGUGUUAACACUCAAUCCUUUAGUAGUAAAACUUUUAUUGAUUGGAUGAUAUUUUGGUUAGUUAAUCCUGCCUCUAAGCACCAUGAAGAGGAUCAAUGCUUGUUUAUUGCUAUUUUUUGGUCCUUGUGGAAAAGUAGGAAUAACCUUAUCUUCCAAAAUAGCAAAGAAAACUAUACUGCAGUCCUGAUGAGAGCCAGGGAAAUGCUAUUAACUAGGAAAACUAGCGCUUCUGCUUCCCUUCUGGGUCAUGUUAGUGUUUGUGACAAAUGGAUGCCCCCACCAACUGGAUGGAUAAAAUGGAAUAUUGAUGGUGCUUAUGAUGAAAUUUCUGGAAAGUAUGGUGCAGGAUUUGUGAUGAGGGACUUCUCCAACACUACCUCCUUUUGUGCUUCUAUAGUAUUUCAAGUGGAGUCUGCCGAGGAAACUGAAGCCAGAGUUAUUUGGGCAACUCUAAAGAAAGCUGUGGAGCAAAAGCUUACCCAUCUAAUUAUAGAAAGUGAUGCUCAGAGUCUGAUCAACCAAUUUUCAGCUGGCUUGUUUGAUGGGAACUCUAGAACGGAUGUUAUUUUUAAGGAAAUUGAGUUUUUCUCUUCUAGUGUUGUAGCCUGUUUGUUUAUUUUCCAACCACGAACUUGUAAUUUUGUGGCUCAUGAACUUGUCCUUUGGGCUAAAACAAGCAAUUCUACCAUGUACUGGUCUGUUCCUCCAAUUUGGCUUAUGCCUUUUGUUGAGGGGGAUCAUUAG
Messenger RNA from Papaver somniferum (opium poppy), 1314 nucleotides. RefSeq lists its product as uncharacterized. The transcript is spliced from 2 exons. NCBI's taxonomy places the organism in Eukaryota, Viridiplantae, Streptophyta, Magnoliopsida, Ranunculales, Papaveraceae. The coding region runs from base 1 to 1314 and encodes 437 amino acids. Gene Ontology annotation, molecular function: RNA-DNA hybrid ribonuclease activity; nucleic acid binding. The record is from RefSeq and is a predicted model, not a curated record.